AUGUCGGCCGCCGACGGCAACGUGGACGACGCCCUGACGAGCCUGCACUGGCUGCAGAACCUGAACAUCAUGACGCGCAUCGGGGCCCCGACGCCUCCGACGCCGCCGGCGAGUCCGCCCGGUUGCGGGUCCGGGUGCGUGGCCGCCAAGGCCGCGCUGCACGGCUCCGCGGCCGCCCACAGCGCCGUCUCCAGGUGCGCGGCGGCUGUGGCGGCCGAAGAGCCCGACUACAAGAACCAGGGCUCGAGCAAGCCUCCGUACUCGUACGCGACGCUCAUUUGCAUGGCCAUGAAGGCCAACAAGAACAAGAUGACGCUCAGCGCCAUCUACAAGUGGAUACGCGAGAACUUCCUGUACUACCGGAACGCAGACCCCAGCUGGCAGAACUCCAUCCGCCACAACCUGUCUCUCAACAAGUGCUUCAUCAAGGUUCCGCGAAGCAAAGACGAACCGGGCAAGGGCGGCUUCUGGAGGCUGGACCCCGUCUACGCCGACUCCCUGGUCGACGGCGUCUUCAAGAAGCGACGACCCGCACAGAGACACCCCGGAGCGCCUGGCACCGCCACAGCGCCGGCGACGGGGGGUGGCAGCAGCGGCAGCAGCUCCAAGCGGAACCGGAGGGACCGCGGAGGCGGAGCCAAGAACAAGCAGGCGACGUCGACGCAAGCCCUGAGCGUCGUGUCAGCGCUCCAAGCGCACAACGGGCCUGCCGUCAUCGUGGAACGCAUCGAUCCGGCCGCCGUCGUGGUCAUGGACUCGACGGGCGUCGCGGGCGCGACCACGUCUACCUCGCAGCACCACCUGGACGACGUGUGCGGCGACCUGGGCGACUCGCUCAAGAACGACCUGUCCUGGAUCCUCAGCGAGAGCGACCUGGACUUGGAGCAGCAGCUGGACCGGUACCGAAGCUCCGAGGACGCCGCCGCCGCGGCUGCCCUGCAACUGGAGGAAGACCUCUUCGGAAGCAGUGGAGGAGUCACCGAUGGCGGAGUCACCGUCAACGGCUCCGUGCCGUCCGCGUCCAGUCCCGACUGGUGGACGUGCUUCGGUCCGGGCAGCGGCGGUGCCGAGUCGGCGUCGCUGUGUCUUCCGGUGGCGGCGGCGGCGACUCCAGCGGCCGGCUGCUCUUCGUCGAGCGCGGUGCAGACGUUCGAGCUGCUGUACGGCGGCGCGGGCGCCGAGACCGACGACGCCUGCGUCGUCGACCACCACGUGACUGUUCCGGGCGAGCUGGUCUUCUGCGACCCGACGUCGUCGGUGACCGUCGCCCAGCAGCAGCAGCCGUGGGCGGACUGCAAGGCGGCGCUCGAGGCGGCAGCGCUCGAGCUGGAGACGUACGCCGAGAUGGACGUGGUGCCCGGAUACUAGUCGGUGUAUCUCGCCUUAAGUGUGUAUCAGGCGAUUGUGCGCGACUCUCUAUGCCGCAGUGGUGGGUGUGCUUGCGUUGCUGUGUGGAUCCUGUAGCAACGUCUUUGUAACUGAUGUUUAUGACUGCCGAUAUGUGUGUUUCUGUGAAAACAGCGCGCAAGACAUUCAAGUACCAGUGGUGUACUACGUCGGAAGCGCGACGGUUACGACCUCAGUGAGAAGGAGCCGCGGAGCGUGAAAUUGAUUGUCCCACACGUGUUGUGUCGUGUCGCUGUCGUCUGUUUUGUUCGGAGAGCGCACAGGUGGACAGCGGUGACUGCUGCUCCCUCUUUUCAACAGCCAAACAUGUCCCAGCACUUCUUGUCGGGUUCAAUCCCCCUUGUUGUUCGCUUUCUUUCCGUGUUCGUGUAAGGCCGGCUUGUGGAAAGAAACAAGGCCGUAUAGUUGUGUGAUAUCCGAGAGCAUGAGACAAAGACAAGCUUAGUUACACUCAA
Messenger RNA from Dermacentor silvarum, 1862 nucleotides. Its product is annotated as forkhead box protein K2. Gene Ontology annotation, molecular function: DNA-binding transcription factor activity; sequence-specific DNA binding. The record is from RefSeq and is a predicted model, not a curated record. Gene Ontology annotation, biological process: regulation of DNA-templated transcription. The transcript has 3 exons. NCBI's taxonomy places the organism in Eukaryota, Metazoa, Arthropoda, Arachnida, Ixodida, Ixodidae. The coding region runs from base 1 to 1368 and encodes 455 amino acids.